GCGGGGACACUUUUUGCAGCGUGCGGGCUAUAAAGAGAGGGAGUGGCGCACUGGUUAACACUGAGGAGAGAGACUCCACACGCAGACAGCAGCACGGCAGCGCCCGGGAUAACAUGAUUAGAGCUCUAUUAGGUCCGCUACUGAGCACAACUAGAUGCAGCACAGGGAUCAUUGUGUGGGGAGAGAGAGGAGACACAGAGGAAAGACUUGACGCUUCGUGUGCCACAUGGAUCUUCUUUGCUUCCUAUUGAUUCGCCUUAAGAAGUUACCCGCAGUUUUUUUUUUUCCAAUCCCUGUGCGUCCCUGGGACUGGACGAAGUUGUGUCACCGCUCAUUGCUUCAGAUGAACUGACAGCCUUAUAAAUAAUAAGAGCUUGACCUUGUGGACGCAGUGCACAAUGAAAGAGAAGAAUCAAGAAAGCCUUCACCUCCUUCCUUUCACAACCCUGCUUUGAGCCACUAGCUCUUCUGUUCUUCCCAUCGGUUGAUAUUUGUUAACCUCAGCUGAACUCACUUUGGUGAGGUGCCCAAUCUGCUCCAAUGGAGCAGCAUAACAACACCAACAAGACAGACAAGGCAGCCCCGUACACCCUCGAGGUGUCCCUUGCACUCACCGUGUUGGUGGGGAUCAUGAUCUUAUUGAUAGUGUUUGGUAACGUGCUGGUGGUCAUAGCUGUGUUUACAAGCCGGGCCCUGAGGGCUCCGCAGAACUUAUUCUUGGUGUCUCUGGCGUCAGCAGACAUUUUGGUGGCUACCCUCGUGAUGCCUUUCUCCUUAGCCAAUGAGCUCAUGGGAUACUGGUACUUUGGUGAGGUGUGGUGUGAAAUAUAUUUGGCACUUGACGUUCUUUUCUGCACUGCCUCCAUUGCCCACCUCUGUGCCAUCAGCUUAGAUCGCUACUGGUCCAUCACGCAGGCCAUCGAGUACAACCUAAAGAGGACGCCACGCCGCAUUAAAUGCAUCAUCUUCAUCGUGUGGGUCAUUGCAGCAGUUAUCUCUUUCCCACCUCUAAUCACCAUGGAGAAAGAAAACAAGGAAAAGAACUGUGAGAUCAAUGAUGAUAAGUGGUACGUCAUCUCCUCCUGCAUCGGCUCUUUCUUCCUCCCCUGCCUCAUCAUGGUCCUGGUCUACGUGCGGAUCUACCAGAUUGCCAAAAAGAGGACUCGGGCUCCUCCAGGAGACAGGAAGCAAAUGGACAUGACAAAGACGUCCAACAUCGCUGCUACCAACCCAAAGCAGAAUGGCGUGGGAGCAGAGGACCGCCUCUGCCACGAGAAACUGAAUGGCGAGGGGGACAUCGAGCUGAGGAAGGGAGUGGAAGGAGAAGGAGGAGCAGAUGAGGAGAAAGCAGAGGUCAACGGGAUGGACAUUGAGGAGUCGUCGUCAUCUGACCACAAAGUGAACAAUCCCUGCUCAAUCAAAAAGAAAGCAGCCAAGGGGAAAACCAAACUGAGCCAAAUCAAACCGGGGGACAAUGAUGUCCAAAAGCAGGUGCCGAGCACCAAAGGCAGCCGCUGGAAGGGCCGCCAGAACCGGGAGAAACGAUUCACCUUUGUCCUGGCUGUGGUCAUUGGAGUGUUUGUCAUUUGCUGGUUUCCCUUUUUCUUUACAUACAUGCUGAAGGUGUUGUGUGGUUCCUGCCAAGUGCCUGAGACCUUGUUUAAGUUCUUCUUUUGGUUUGGUUACUGCAACAGUGCGCUGAACCCCAUCAUUUACACCAUCUUCAACAAUGACUUUAGGAGGUCGUUCAAAAAGAUACUGUGCAAGAGGGAUGCUAGACGAUAUGUAUGAUGGACCCCAUCUUUAUACUGUAGUUUUUUUUUACUAUGUUGUAUAUAAAUUGCAAAGUACAUAGACCAUUGUGCAUGGAUCACAAGCUUGUGAACGCUCUAGAUGUUAACUGCUUGAAAAGGCUUUCCCAGGAUGAGCUUUACGUGCAUCAUCUUCUUUUCAAAACAUCGACCACCCACAGCUUUGACACCGACCACAGUCACACAGAGAGAUCUAAACACAACAGAACACCACAGUGAAACACCAUGUUUUUAUCGUAAGUGUUUUUAUUUUUAUAAAAAAAAAAUACAAACAUAGUGAAGUCCAUGAUAUGUGUUGUACAUUACGACAGUAUGUUGUAAAAAAAAAAAAAAAAAAACACUUGUCUGAAUAUUUGUCUCUAUUAUGAUCUUGGUGGUGAUGAUGACAAAGUGUGGGAAAACCAGCUCUUAAGAAUAAAACUCAUUACCUGAACUGA
Molecule: messenger RNA, 2248 nt
Organism: Toxotes jaculatrix (banded archerfish)
Lineage: Eukaryota; Metazoa; Chordata; Actinopteri; Toxotidae
Gene: adra2a
Product: adrenoceptor alpha 2A
Exons: 2
Coding region: 541-1791 (416 amino acids)
Biological process (GO): adenylate cyclase-activating adrenergic receptor signaling pathway
Cellular component (GO): membrane
Molecular function (GO): adrenergic receptor activity
Source: RefSeq, a predicted model, not a curated record